This is a messenger RNA of Rhizophagus irregularis DAOM 181602=DAOM 197198, 2277 nucleotides long. RefSeq lists its product as uncharacterized. NCBI's taxonomy places the organism in Eukaryota, Fungi, Glomeromycota, Glomeromycetes, Glomerales, Glomeraceae. The record is from RefSeq and is a predicted model, not a curated record.
AUGGCACAGCAAAAGUCUGGUGCAUCAAAAAAUUUAUCUUAUAUAAGCAUCUUCACGUGCCAAAUUCUUAAAACUUUGCGCAGUAUCGUACUGGCGAUAACGCAGAAAAAAUUAAGCAAUAAAUAUCUUGUGUAUGAGGCGGAAUGGAAUUAUGUGAAAAUGAAUCGUGAUGACGAUUAUUCUUACGAAGACAUUUUUAAAAUCAAAAUUAAAGAAAAUGAGACAGUCAGAAAUCUCGUGGAAACAAUCAAGAAAAGAAACAUUGGUUUUGGCGAAGACGGACUCAAUAUUAUAAAGAUAGAUCUUCCCCUUGGCACGCUAAGUGACAAACUAGCCCUCAUAGAAUCUAAUUCUUUCGUCAACAUUAAGACGUUUCUAGGAGGUGAAGAGUUGCCUUCAACAAAGCUUAUCUCUGAGUGUUUUGAUACUGGGGAACACUAUAUUGUCAUCGAUCCACCUUCUGGUCGUUUUACCUUCAAGAAAUGUGUUAGUGAAAACAAGAUCGUUGUUGGUGAUAAAAUUAUCUACAAUGAUAAUAAUACUUGCUUAGAGGGUACAAUUGUUAAUAUAUCUAAUACAUUUCAAAUCAAAUGCACAAAGGUUUUAAAAGAAUAUUUUUUGGACUCAUUUUCUAAGUUCAUUAAACUUGCAAUUUCGCCAUAUAACAACAUAGAAAGCGAUCAUUGGAAAAACUUAUCGAUCGAAUUAUCAGAGUCGAAAGAAAAGUUUAUCUGGCAAGACUUUCGUCAUCGCAUGCUUAACAGAAAUUUAAAAGAUACAGAUCUAAUUGAUCUAACGUUAGAGAGAGAAAAAAAACAUAAUGAAGCGAUCUCACUUGAAAAAAUGGCAAAAACAGAAAAACAUGAUGCCAAUGACAUUAUCUAUAAUAGAAUUCGUCUUUGCCCGCCUAGUAUUAAAAGUAGUGUAAAUCCUACUGUUUCCUCGAAAUUUUUCACAGUAGAUGCGACCAUUUCUUACGGACCCUCAGCUGAUAAGCACGUUGAAGUUGAACAGUUACAUAAAUUACUCGUUGAUAAGAAAGAUUGUAUUGACCGUGUACUGAAAUCGCAACCAGUAUAUUAUAUCGGUCCCAGCUUUCAUGGAGAUUAUAACUUUCCGUGCAUUACCUGUUGGGUAACAGCGCCCUUAAGCGAAUCAACUCUAGAGCAACUUGGGGGAAUAUAUGAUGGUGAAUUUAAAGUUGUAUACGAAAUGAUAGAAACAGCCGAUUGCAAAAGUAACAGUGGCGGUGGUAGUACUUCAGGAGGACCCGGUAGAGCUGGUGGAAAUAAGUCAAAUGAUAAGAAAAGACAAAGAUUUGGAAAGGGAGAAAAUGAUGAAGAUGAAGAUGAUGAUAAAGAUUAUGGUGAUGGUGAUAGUGAUGAUGAUGGCGGUGGUGGUGGUGGUGGUGGCGAUGAUGGUGGCCGUAGCAGUGAUAUUAAAAGGAGAAAAGUCAUUAAAGUUUCUUCUGGAGCAUCUGUUGAAAGUGAAGGUCACGUUCAAAUAUUUGGUAUCCGUGUUCAUUUCCAUGCAAAUAUUUAUAAUGAUGAUGAAUCUAAUCGAAUGCUUUUAAUCAGUGCUGAUAUAUCUGAAUGUAGAGCAGGUCAAUUGCUUAAUCAAAAUUGGAAGCAACUUUCCAAUUUAGGUAGUGGUUAUUAUCUUGAAUCUGUUACAAUUAGCUUUUUUCCGAUUACAGAUGCAACUAAUAACAGAAGUCCACUAUAUGAGCUAGAAUAUUACUCUCCAAAAAUGAAAAAUCGUACUGUUGAAAGUUUAGUAGGUACUGAGAAGCAAAGUAGUCUAGAUCUUGGGGCAUCAUCAAAGGUCGGAUUCCUAAUGAAAAAAUCUGAAAGUACCAAGAUUAUAUCAGACGAAUGGCGCUUGAAAACUGGGGGUUCUUGUAUUACCGGGGAUUAUUGGACGUAUGAAUAUGGAAAAAGGUCUCCUGAUCAGGUUCAAUUUGAACCUGGGAAUCACACUAGUAAAUGGCUUAUUGGUGAAAAAAUGUGUGGGUUCAGUGUCAAAAUAACUCAAGUAUUACGCUUUAACUUUACUGCCGUUGGCGUAGUCAAUAAAUUGAUAGACAUUAAGCCUAAGCUGGUUAUGUGUCCCAAGGUUUCUCAUACCCUUGAAAUUAAUUUCAACGGCCUUGAAGAUUUUAAUGAAAAAUUUAUGUCACUUGAACGUUUUCGUAGUGAUGAGAAUCUUAUAUUCACUGUAAAUAAUAAUACAUGUACUGAUGUGACUGCCAAGACAAAUUCUGGUUUUGUAAAAUAG